Molecule: messenger RNA, 3582 nt
Organism: Purpureocillium takamizusanense
Lineage: Eukaryota; Fungi; Ascomycota; Sordariomycetes; Hypocreales; Ophiocordycipitaceae
Exons: 7
Coding region: 1708-3387 (559 amino acids)
Source: RefSeq, a predicted model, not a curated record
CAGCCUGCACCUUUUCAUUGCUGGUAUCCAGGACCUUGGCGGAGGCAGCCACGGCGCGGCCCUUGGUGGUUUCCAUUCCCAAGAGGAUGGCAUCACGGAGCGCCAUGUCUCCGUCUUGUUCAGUGUCAGCGGGACGGCUACUCUAGCAGCAAUGGGAUACGCACAACAGCUCUUGUGAAGAGUCCACUUGACCUUUGGUGGCUCAUCUGCAGCCGCGACAAGCGCAGCGGCCUGCACCAGGAAAGCGAGGACGUGGCUCAAGUGCAUCCUGAAAAGGUUGAGCGCUUAGCAAGUACAAGGGUUGCCGGCUCCUCGGUCGUCCUUGUCCGACUCUCUGUUAACGGCCCUGGACCCUUCUUAUACUAAUUCCUAUCCGACACUGCAAGGUCGUUGUAAGCCCUACGCGCGGUCUCUUGCCAUUGCGCUCGGACGACGACACGGCGUCCAAGACUAGCAUCAUUCUGCUGCCUGCCACUCCAAAUUUAUCCGGAUAUGCCGACUCACAGCCGCACCGACCCCUAGCCUGGACCAUGAUGAUGCCUUGGGGAUAGGACAUCGUUCGGUCAUGGCCAUCCUCGUACACAUCUACCGCUGAGAGCAUCGAGUUCACGCUGUGAAGACUCAGAAAUAAGUCCUUGAACGGCAACGAUCGACAGACGCGCCAAGUCGAUAUGAAUAAGCGCCGGGGCCGUAAGCGACACAGCCAUGUUGGGGGCGGCAGUCGACGGACUACACGCGGUGCCGCCCCCAUCCCAACACCAUCACCUUAUUCCAAGCGCCGGUCAUUCCCAUCUUGGGCAUAUGUACCUGCGGCUUAUGCUUUGGUGCGCGAUCGCGAUAUGUCGACAACGUGCCGGUGCCUGCAGGGGUUUCAGCCAGCCGGCCACAUCUGCUUUCUGCUUUAGCCGGCGACGGCGCCGCGCUGCGCUCAACGACACCACCUCGAGCCAUGUUCCUGCUUCGAGCUUCAACUCCGAACACCCAUUUAGCAUCACGAUAUCAGGCGGCUCGUAUGGCUUCAAUCGAGGCUGACCACAGCCCCCAAAUGCGCGCUUUGAUCGUCGUGAGAGCUAGCUUGUGCGCACAAGCGUGAUCCUUCGUCUGGGGCUGACAGCUGCAAAGAGGCAUUGGGAUGUGCGGCAUCGACUCGCCGUGCGAUGGCGAUACGAGAUUGAGUGCGUCAGAGCAGCGAGCUGUUUGUCGUCACCAUGUGCUCGUACUUAUUUCUUGCGGCAUCCUCGCAGUGUCCGUUUCUGUCGGAACUCAUUGCCACCAGCCAACGUUGAGAUCGUUUGCACUUUGACUUGAGCUCUGGAAAAGCGCACUGUACGUCGGAGCCUUUACCAUGAAGCGUGCGUUUCAAGCUCUUGCUGCCACGGCCGCAUUCGUCGGCGCCCUGGGCAGCAUCGACCCGCGGGAGCCCAAGAUAACUGGCGCCCCAUCGUAGGACUCUUAACUUGCACGUCCACGAGACACCUGCUGACGCGGUUUAGGUUCCAUAUCGCGGCCAUCAUACCAACAGAGUCUGGUCAAAUCGGCAUCAACCCGCCUCCACCAGAGUCUGUAAAGGGCCACAUUGGGAAGAACACAAAGUACCUGACGGAUCUUGGCACCAGCACCAAAUGGAUCGGGCCGAACCCGUCCUUCAUCACCGUCGCCACCAAGACGGCCACCAAGUCUGGCAAGCCCACCGUAGCCACCAUAACGAUGGGUGUGGGCGCGGCCAAGAAUGCCGCCGGUGGCCUCGAUAUCCUCUUGAGCCCUGCCGUCAAGGCCAAGCUCGAGGCCAUUGCCAAGCAGGUGAAGCCAUGCUCGGCGAAGCGCAGGCGCGGGGUCCAGAGACGUCAGGGCCCGUCCUGCGGCCUGGCCGACUUUGUCAACCGCGUCGGCGAGGACGCCGAGUUGAGAGACACCUUUACCCGUCAGAUCACCAACGAGGUAUGGGCUGGCGUCGACGAGGGGUACUCGGGGGAGCCCGAUGAGAACCCCGGGUUUGAGCACCUGCACGAUGAUGAGGGCUACUUUUCCGACGACGCCGACGGCUUCUUUGAGGGCGCCCAGGGCGAUGGGACCGUCGAGGCCGUAGUAUUCUCCUCGCCAGAGGAGGCCGCGGCGAUCGCGGCGGCGGCGGCAGGGUCAGAGGCCGGGUCCAUCUUUGGAGCCUCGACCGUCACGUCUGGGUCCUUCCUGGCUCUGCUAUGGACUACACUCCAGGGCGGCAAGGCCCUCGAACCCGUGUACCAGGUGCCCAAGGAGAGCAUCCACAAGAUCACAAAGACCAAGACCAAGACGGCCGGCCCGAGCUCGACGCAGCAGAGCUCGACGACGAGCUCAACGUGCCCGACUGGGACGGCAGUCCCCGAGUGCGGCGAGGGCUGCAUUCCCACGCAGGUCAAGAUUGAGGACCCCAAGAAGACCACAGUGCCCGACUGGCACUGCUCAGAGGGCAAAACCAAGGACUGCAAGUGCAACCCCGGCUCGUUGGAGCUCGUGACGCCGUAUUUCCAAGAGUACCAGCAGACCAUCUGGGCCGCGACCAAGGACCUACACGAGGCCAAGCCCGAGGUGCGCAUCACCUGCGACUCGGCCAUCUCCGACGCGCCGAGCAAGUGGUUCGGCGACAUCACCAAGAACUUUUGCCCGAUGGCCAACAAGGCGGAGCUCGGGACCGGGUCCAUUGCCUACGACGUAUACGGCAACAAGAUUCCGCUCCUCAAGAACAAGCUCGCCACCGAUAAGCCCGUCGAGGGCAGGUCGCUUCUGCAGGCUCGCUCGCCGCCCGAGAACCAGGAAAACUACAAGGACUUCAAGUUUUUCGUCAGCUGGGAGCCGGCCAAGGGCGACUGCGUGCUGCCCAAGGACACCAUGUGCGUCGACGCGUAUGCGCAGGCCGUCAUGACCAACUGCGGCAGCAACCACGGCUCUGCCGGCGACCGGCUCUUCGUUGACGCCGCCAUCGACGUCGGCUGCGGCAAGUACACAUGGCACGUCGAGGCGCCGCGCAAGCCGGAUCCCAAGCCGGAUCCGCCCAAAGCCCAGGACCAGGUGUGCACCGACAAGUACUCGCACCCGGACGUCCCCUGGGACGCGCAGAGCCAAUGGGCCGAGAUUGGUUGCCGCGAAUACUCCAACAAGGUGAUGAAGCCGGGCGACAAGCCCAUCUACUGGCACUCGCUUUUCAUCUACUUCCUCAACUACCAGAUCUCGUGGGUCGACGGCUGCGACGUUGUCAAGGAACAGUCGGCCAUGAAGCCCCUGGGCGACGGCGACUCACUCGAUUGCAAGACUCUCUUGGUGGAGAAUUACCAAAAAUGCGGCAACAACGGCGGCGCGGGUGGCUCGAGGCAGGUCGGCUGUCUCAAGUAUGAGUUUUAUCCCAAGAAUUAGUCAUGUCGGCCAUGUCGGCGCAAGACCAACUACCUGUUUGUAAUGGAACUGGCGGCAAUUCGAGUGUGUUGACGUGCGGACUGUACACGGCGCAGCGACGUGUUGUCGCAAAGAAGCCCAGCCCACUGACGACGUAGCCUGUGAACAAUGCACCGGCUAGCGCGGGUGAGUUGCAAGAAUGCUGACGGCUUCAAC